AUGGAGUCCAAGAAUCCAAAGCAGUAUGUAAAUAUUGCCAAUAAAGAUUGUCUAGACGUCGGUGGUUCUGCUGCACCCCUAUCCACAUGGGUGUAUUCGGAAGAGAAAGCUCGAAUCAAAAUGGUGAAACUUGUUGCUGGUGCUGAGUUGCUUUUGCCAAUUCAAGUUAGUAAACCCAUCUUUCCUCCAACACAUAGUACUAGUAGAUGGGAAAAGGGAGUGCAGAGAUCAUCAGGUAUUCAAGAAAAUGACGAUGGGAGUACUUCUGAUGGAUCCAAUAUUCAGAAACUUAUUCACAGAGAUCUAGAAAGACAGAGAAGGCAAGAAAUGGCUAAUCUCUAUGCUUUUCUUCGAUCUAUUGUUCCUGUUGAAUAUCUAAAGGGUAAGAAGACCAUAUCAGAUCAUAUGCAAAGGACUAUAAAUUACAUAACAGAUAUGCAAAGGAAUAUCAAACUGAAGAAGUUGUCAAAUUCAGGCAACGUUAGCAACAAGGGUGAAAGUUCCACUAGUUUUUCGCAUAGUUUAGUCACAGUGAACCCGUGCUGGGAUGGUGCAGAAAUUCUAAUCAGUAGCGGCUUAAAAGAGGAAGGGUUCCCCAUCUCAAGAGUUCUUGUGGAAUUUCUUGAGAUAGGGCUUAAUGUUGUUAGCUAUGUUUCUACAAAAGCAAAUGAAAUGUCACUCCAUAUAAUUCAAUGCGAGGCCAGCGAUAUUGGAUGCAAUGAUCUAUCCGAGCUUACAGGAAGACUGGCAAACGUGAUUAACCUUAAACGUGAUAACUCUUAG
Olea europaea var. sylvestris is the source of this 783-nucleotide messenger RNA. RefSeq names its product transcription factor bHLH118-like. Gene Ontology annotation, molecular function: RNA polymerase II transcription regulatory region sequence-specific DNA binding; DNA-binding transcription factor activity, RNA polymerase II-specific; protein dimerization activity. Gene Ontology annotation, biological process: regulation of transcription by RNA polymerase II. Gene Ontology annotation, cellular component: RNA polymerase II transcription regulator complex. The transcript has 5 exons. The record is from RefSeq and is a predicted model, not a curated record. Bases 1 to 783 code for a protein of 260 amino acids. NCBI's taxonomy places the organism in Eukaryota, Viridiplantae, Streptophyta, Magnoliopsida, Lamiales, Oleaceae.